Molecule: messenger RNA, 39184 nt
Organism: Coregonus sp. 'balchen'
Lineage: Eukaryota; Metazoa; Chordata; Actinopteri; Salmoniformes; Salmonidae
Source: the annotation of a GenBank genome assembly
CAGAAGUUUACAGAAGAAGUUGAACGUGCCAUUGCUAUCCUUUUGACAAAACUCUCUCCUGCCAAAGUUGACUCUUCUCUGACCAGUGGAGAUGGCAGAGGUUGAUCAGACUGUGGAUCUGUCCAAGGCAGAGGCAGAGACAGAGACAGGAGAGGGUGGGAACGGGCAUCUGUCUUCCAGUGCAGACCAAAACAGUGGGUCCAGUACAGGACAGAAGUCUACCACCAAGAGGAAGCAUGAGGAGGAGGACGACAGCUCUCCAACUAAGAAACGGGUAAGAAAUGGAUAAAUUAGAAAGGAUCUGAACUGAUUAAUUAGAGAACUAUUGAAUGAUAGAUCAGUGAAUCAUCUCUCUUUCUCCCCCUGUCUCUCUUUCUCCCCCUGUCUCUACUUCUCCCCCUGUCUCUCUCUCCCCCUGUCUCUACUUCUCUCCCUCUCUCCCCCUGUCUCUCCUUCUCUCCCCCCCUCCUAUGUUCCAGCAUGGUCAUGGAGAAAAGGUGGCAACCCAUUACAACCUGCUCCAGGAGACCGGCCUCGCUGCCAGGAGCCAGAGCAGAAUAUUCUACAUGAGGAACUUCAACAACUGGCUUAAAAGUGUUCUAAUUGGUAAGAUUGUAAUAUCUAUUGUUUACAGGAAACUCAUUCAACAAAUCUAGAUGAAGUGUGGAAAAAGGACGGGGGGGGGGGCAAAUAUACUUCUCCCAUGGGCAAAGAAACUCAAAAGUGGUGAUGCUAUUAAUUUAAAACAUUGUGAUAAAUAAAAAAGUAUUCAUUUUUCCAGUUUCAUUUAAGGACCAAAGGAUUGACAGCAGUUCCAUAUAGAUUGCAAAAUAGUUGGGAAGAGAUUUUUGACGUAUCGAUUCCAUGGCAAAUGGUUUAUGAACUGAUACGUAAAACGAUGCCGGAUUCAAAACUUAGAAUUUUUCAAUUUAAAUUAUUAGACAAAAUUCUUGCAACCAAUAGAAUGUUAUUUAUAUGGGGGAUACAAUCUUCCCAGCUCUGCAUAUUUUGCUGCGAAGAGACAAUCAUUAGAUCAUUUGUUUUGGUUCUGUCCAUUUGUAGCUUGUUUUUGGUCACAGGUCCAGGAAUGGCUGAAGGAUUGCAAUAUUUACCUGGAGCUAACCCUGCAGAUAGCACUACUGGGUGAUCUGAAAAGUCAUAGUCAAUCGAUCAAUAAUAUAAUAAUACUUUUAGCAAAAAUGUUUAUUUUCAAUUUACAAUCUGUAGAAACAAUGAGAAUAGAAAGGUUCAGAACUUUUGUGAAACAUCACAGUACAGUUGAACAAUAUAUGGCAAAUAGAAAUCCAAUAUGGAUGGUGUUAAGAGAUAGAUGGGAGGGGUUGAAUGGAGCUGAAGGUUGGGACUAAAACAACUAAUAACAACAAAAUAACUAAUUUAAAACAUACUGUGUCCAUAAUAAGUAUAUACAGUGGGGAGAACAAGUAUUUGAUACACUGCCGAUUUUGCAGGUUUUCCUAAUCCAGAAAAUCACAUUGUAUGAUUUUUAAGUAAUUCAUUUGCAUUGUAUUGCAUGACAUAAGUAUUUGAUCACCUACCAACCAGUAAGAAUUCCGGCUCUCACAGACCUGUUAGUUUUUCUUUAAGAAACCCUCCUGUUCUCCACUCAUUACCUGUAUUAACUGCACCUGUUGGAACUCGUUACCUGUAACCUCUCCACAAUGGCCAAGACCAGAGAGCUGUGUAAGGACAUCAGGGAUACAAUUGUAGACCUGCACAAGGCUGGGAUGGGCUACAGGACAAUAGGCAAGCAGCCUGGUGAGAAGGCAACAACUGUUGGCGCAAUUAUUAGAAAAUGGAAGAAGUUCAAGAUGACGGUCAAUCACCCUCGGUCUGGGGCUCCAUGUAAUAUCUCACCUCAUGGGGCAUCAAUGAUCAUGAGGAAGGUGAGGGAUCAGCCCAGAACUACACAGCAGGACCUGGUCAAUGACCUGAAGAGAGCUGGGACCACAGUCUCAAAGAAAACCAUUAGUAACACACUACACCGUCAUGGAUUAAAAUCCUGCAGCGCACGCAAGGUCCUCCUGCUCAAGCCAGCGCAUGUCCAGGCCUGUCUGAAGUUUGCCAAUGACCAUCUGGAUGAUCCAGAGGAGGAAUGGGAGAAGGUCAUGUGAUCUGAUGAGACAAAAAUAGAGCUUUUUGGUCUAAACUCCACUCGCCGUAUUUGGAGGAAGAAGAAGGAUGAGUACAACCCCAAGAACACCAUCCCAACCGUGAAGCAUGGAGGUGGAAACAUCAUUCUUUGGGGAUGCUUUUCUGCAAAGUGGACAGGACGACUGCACCGUAUUGAGGGGAGGAUGGAUGGGGCCAUGUAUCGCGAGAUCUUGGCCAACAACCUCCUUCCCUCAGUAAGAGCAUUGAAGAUGGGUCGUGGCUGGGUCUUCCAGCAUGACAACGAGCCGAAACACACAGCCAGGGCAACUAAGGAGUGGCUCCGUAAGAAGCAUCUCAAGGUCCUGGAGUGGCCUAGCCAGUCUCCAGACCUGAACCCAAUAGAACGUCUUUGGAGGGAGCUGAAAGUCCGUAUUGCCCAGCGACAGCCACGAAACCUGAAGGAUCUGGAGAAAGUCUGUAUGGACAAGUGGGCCAAAAUCCCUGCUGCAGUGUGUGCAAACCUGGUCAAGACCUACAGGAAACGUAUGAUCUCUGUAAUUGCAAACAAAGGUUUCUGUACCAAAUAUUAAGUUCUGCUUUUCUGAUGUAUCAAAUACUUAUGUCAUGCAAUAAAAUGCAAAUUCAUUACUUAAAAGUCAUACAAUGUGAUUUUCUGGAUUUUUGUUUUAGAUUCCGUCUCUCACAGUUGAAGUGUACCUGUGAUAAAAAUUACAGACCUCUACAUGCUUUGUAAGUAGGAAAACCUGCAAAAUCGGCAGUGUAUCAAAUACUUGUUCUCCCCACUGAAUGUAUGCGAAAAAAUAAUUCAGAUUCUAAACUACUAUAAAAAAUGUUCCCACUGCUCUGAUUGGACUACAGUAGAUUCCUCAGAGCAGUCUGAGCUGGAGGUCAGCAAUGCUUUGCCUAAUAUUGUUUCACUGCUUUGCUGUGAAUUCAAUGCACUCAGUUAGCCUUUAUUCUUUGUGCUCUAGAUAUCUUGUUCUAUCUGUAAACUAGAGGUCCCUCCCGUCCUCCCAGGUGAGGUCCUGGACACGGUGCGUCAGAGCCGCAGAGAGCUGUCUGUUCUGGACCUGGGCUGUGGGAAAGGUGGAGACCUGCUCAAGUGGAGGAAAGGACACAUCAGCCGGCUGGUCUGUGUAGGUAGGUACAGGACAAUAUGUUGCUCUUUUUUCUUCUGUCUGAGUAGCAGUCCGCAUGAUCACAACAAGCUUGUUCCUAACCACAUCUAGGAUCUUUCUCAGUCUUCCCUCGAUUGCUUUUGUCCUCUCCUCGCUGAUGUUCUGAGCAGUAGGAAGAGAGGACAUGAGAAACCUCCUCGCUGAUGUUCUGAGCAGUAGGAAGAGAGAGGACAUGAGAAACCUCUCCUCGCUGAUGUUCUGAGCAGUAGGAAGAGAGAGGACAUGAGAAACCUCUCCUCGCUGAUGUUCUGAGCAGUAGGAAGAGAGAGAGGACAUGAGAAACCACUCCUCGCUGAUGUUCUGAGCAGUAGGAAGAGAGAGAGGACAUGAGAAACCUCUCCUCGCUGAUGUUCUGAGCAGUAGGAAGAGAGAGAGGACAUGAGAAACCUCUCCUCGCUGAUGUUCUGAGCAGUAGGAAGAGAGAGGACAUGAGAAACCUCUCCUCGCUGAUGUUCUGAGCAGUAGGAAGAGAGAGAGGACAUGAGAAACCUCUCCUCGCUGAUGUUCUGAGCAGUAGGAAGAGAGAGGACAUGAGAAACCUCUCCUCGCUGUGUUUUGAGCAGUAGGAAGAGAGAGAGGACAUGAGAAACCUUCCUCGCUGAUGUUCUGAGCAGUAGGAAGAGAGAGGACAUGAGAAACCUCUCCUCGCUGAUGUUCUGAGCAGUAGGAAAGAGAGGACAUGAAAACCUCUCCUCGCUGAUGUUCUGAGCAGUAGGAAGAGAGGACAUGAGAAACCUCCUCGCUGAUGUUCUGAGCAGUAGGAAGAGAGAGGACAUGAGAAACCUCUCCUCGCUGAUGUUCUGAGCAGUAGGAAGAGAGAGAGGACAUGAGAAACCUCUUCCUCGCUGAUGUUCUGAGCAGUAGGAAGAGAGAGGACAUGAGAAACCUCUCCUCGCUGAUGUUCUGAGCAGUAGGAAGAGAGAGAGGACAUGAGAAACCUCCCUCGCUGAUGUUCUGAGCAGUAGGAAGAGAGAGAGGACAUGAGAAACCUCUCCUCGCUGAUGUUCUGAGCGUAGGAAUAGAGAGAGGACAUGAGAAACCUCUCCUCGCUGAUGUUCUGAGCAGUAGUGAAGAGAGAGAGGACAUGAGAAACCUCUCCUCCCUGAUGUUCUGAGCAUAGGAAGAGAGGACAUGAGACCAUAGAGAGGAGGCAGAGAAUGAGAAACCUCCUCGCUGAUGUUCUGAGCAGUAGGAAGAGAGGACAUGAGAAACCUCUCCUCGCUGAUGUUCUGAGCAGUAGGAAGAGAGAGGACAUGAGAAACCUCUCCUCGCUGAUGUUCUGAGCAGUAGGAAGAGAGAGAGGACAUGAGAAACCUCUCCUCGCUGAUGUUCUGAGCAGUAGGAAGAGAGGACAUGAGAAACCUCUCCUCGCCUGAUGUUUCGAGCAGUAGGAAGAGAGAGGACAUGAGAAACCUCUCCUCGCUGAUGUUCUGAGCAGUAGGAAGAGAGAGGACAUGAGAAACCUCUCCUCGCUGAUGUUCUGAGCAGUAGGAAGAGAGGACAUGAGAAACCUCUCCUCGCUGAUGUUCUGAGCAGUAGGAAGAGAGAGAGGACAUGAGAAACCUCUCCUCGCUGAUGUUCUGAGCAGUAGGAAGAGAGAGAGGACAUGAGAAACCUCUCCUCGCUGAUGUUCUGAGCAGUAGGAAGAGAGAGAGGACAUGAGAAACCUCUCCUCGCUGAUGUUCUGAGCAGUAGGAAGAGAGAGAGGACAUGAGAAACCUCUCCUCGCUGAUGUUCUGAGCAGUAGGAAGAGAGGACAUGAGAAACCUCUCCUCGCUGAUGUUCUGAGCAGUAGGAAGAGAGAGAGGACAUGAGAAACCUCUCCUCGCUGAUGUUCUGAGCAGUAGGAAGAGAGAGAGGACAUGAGAAACCUCUCCUCCCUGAUGUUCUGAGCAGUAGGAAGAGAGAGAGGACAUGAGAAACCUCUCCUCCCUGAUGUUCUGAGCAGUAGGAAGAGAGAGGACAUGAGAAACCUCUCCUCGCUGAUGUUCUGAGCAGUAGGAAGAGAGAGAGGACAUGAGAAAUGGGGGAAGGCCUGUUGAAAAGAAGCCUUGAGGUGCAGUACAGUUUAGUUUUCAUAUGUUGUCUUGUGUUGACAGACAUAGCAGCUGUGUUGUUUACCAUGUUGUCAGACAUAGCAGCUGUGUUGUUGUUUAAAUGUUGUCAGACAUAGCAGCUGUGUUGUUGUUUACAUGUUGUCAUGUUGACAGACAUAGCAGCUGUGUUGUUGUUUACCAUGUUGUCCUGUUGAUAGACAUAGCAGCUGUGUUGUUUACCAUGUUGUCCUGUUGAUAGACAUAGCAGCUGUGUUGUUGUUUACCAUGUUGACAGACAUAGCAGCUAUGUUGUUGUUUACCAUGUUGUCCUGUUGACAGACAUAGCAGCUGUGUUGUUGUUUACCAUGUUGUCAGACAUAGCAGCUGUGUUGUUGUUUACCAUGUUGACAGACAUAGCAGCUAUGUUGUUGUUUACCAUGUUGUCCUGUUGAUAGACAUAGCAGCUGUGUUGUUGUUUAAAUGUUGUCAGACAUAGCAGCUGUGUUGUUGUUUAAAUGUUGUCAGACAUAGCAGCUGUGUUGUUGUUUAUCAUGUUGUCCUGUUGAUAGACAUAGCAGCUGUGUUGUUGUUUACCAUGUUGUCCUGUUGAUAGACAUAGCAGCUGUGUUGUUGUUUACCAUGUUGUCCUGUUGAUAGACAUAGCAGCUGUGUUGUUGUUUACCAUGUUGUCCUGUUGAUAGACAUAGCAGCUGUGUUGUUCUUUACCAUGUUGUCAGACAUAGCAGCUGUGUUGUUGUUUACCAUGUUGUCCUGUUGAUAGACAUAGCAGCUGUGUUGUUGUUUACCAUGUUGUCAGACAUAGCAGCUGUGUUGUUGUUUACCAUGUUGUCCUGUUGAUAGACAUAGCAGCUGUGUUGUUGUUUACAUGUUGUCAGACAUAGCUGUGUUGUUGUUUACAUGUUGUCAGACAUAGCAGCUGUGUUGUUGUUUACAUGUUGUCAGACAUAGCAGCUGUGUUGUUGUUUACCAUGUUGUCAGACAUAGCAGCUGUGUUGUUGUUUAAAUGUUGUCAGACAUAGCAGCUGUGUUGUUGUUUAUCAUGUUGUCCUGUUGAUAGACAUAGCAGCUGUGUUUGUUUACCAUGUUGUCGUGAUAGACAUAGCAGCUGUGUUGUUGUUUACCAUGUUGUCUGUUGAUAGACAUAGCAGCUGUGUUGCCUGUGAUAACAUAGAAGCUGUUGUUUUUUACCAAUGUUGUCCUGUUUUGAUAGGACAUAGUCAGCAGUGUUGUUGUUUACCAUGUUGUCCUGUUGAUACGGAACAUAGCAGCGUGUUGUUGUUUUACCAUGUUGUCCUGUUGAUAAGACAUAACAGCUGUGUUGUUGUGUACCAUGUUGUCCUGUUGACAGACAUAGCAGCAUGUGUUGUUGUUUACCAUGUUGUCCUGUUGUAUAGACAUAGCAGCUGGGUGUUGUUGUUUACCAUGGUUGUCAGACAUAGCAGCCUGUGUUGGUUGUUACCAUGUAGUUUCAUGUUUGAUAGACAUAGCAGCUGUGUUGUUGUUUACCAUGUUGUCAGACAUAGCAGCUGUGUUGUUGUUUACAUGUUGUCCUGUUGACAUACAUAGCAGCUGUGUUGUUGUUUACCAUGUUGUCCUGUUGAAAGACAUAGCAGCUGUGUUGUUGUUAACCAUGUUGUCCUGUUGACAUACAUAGCAGCUGUGUUGUUGUUUACCAUGUUGUCCUGUUGACAGACAUAGCAGCUGUGUUGUUGUUUACCAUGUUGUCCUGUUGAAGACAUAGCAGCUGUGUUGUUGUUUACCAUGUUGUCCUGUUGACAGACAUAGCAGCUGUGUUGUUGUUUACCAUGUUGUCCUGUUGAUAGACAUAGCAGCUGUGUUGUUGUUUACAUGUUGUCAGACAUCAGCUGUGUUGUUGUUACCAUGUUGUCAGACAUAGCAGCUGUGUUGUUGUUUACCAUGUUGUCAGACAUAGCAGCUGUGUUGUUGUUACCAUGUUGUGACAUAGCAGCUGUGUUGUUGUUUACCAUGUUGUCCUGUUGAUAGACAUAGCAGCUGUGUUGUUGUUUACCAUGUUGUCCUGUUGAAACAUAGCAGCUGUGUUGUUGUUUACAUGUUGUCCUGUUGGACAGACAUAGCAGCUGUGUUGUUGUUUACCAUGUUGUCUGUUGAGACAUACAGCUGUGUUGUUGUUUACCAUGUUGUCCUUUGAGACAUAGCAGCUGUGUUGUUGUUUACCAUGUUUUGUCAACAUAGCAGCUGUGUUGUUGUUUACCAUGUUGUACAGACAUAGCAGCUGUGUUGUUGUUUACCAUGUUGUCCUGUUGAUAGACAUAGCAGCUGUGUUGUUGUUUACCAUUGUUGUAGAACAUAGCAGCUGUGUUGUUGUUUACCAUGUUGUCCUGUUGAAGACAUAGCAGCUGUGUUGUUUUUUACCAUGUUGUCCUGUUUGAUAGACAUAGCAGCUGUGUUGUUGUUUACCAUGUUGUCAAACAGCAGCUUGUUGUUGUUACCAUGUGUCAGACAUAGCAGCUGUGUUGUUGUUUACCAUGUUGUCCUGUUGAUCAGACAUAGCAGCUGUGUUGUUGUUUACCAUGUUGUCUGUUAAGACAUAGCAGCUGUGUUGUUGUUUACCAUGUUGUCAGACAUAGCAGCUGUGUUGUUGUUUACAUGUUGUCCUGUUGACAGACAUAGCAGCUGUGUUGUUGUUUACCAUGUUGUCCUGUUGAUAGACAUAGCAGCUGUGUUGUUGUUUACCAUGUUGUCCUGUUGAUAGACAUAGCAGCUGUGUUGUUGUUUACCAUGUUGUCCUGUUGACAUACAUAGCAGCUGUGUUGUUGUUUACCAUGUUGUCCAGACAUAGCAGCUGUGUUGUUGUUUACCAUGUUGUCCUGUUGUCAGACAUAGCAGCUGUGUUGUUGUUUACCAUGUUGUCCUGUUGAUAGACAUAGCAGCUGUGUUGUUGUUUACCAUGUUGUCCUGUUGACAUAGCAGCUGUGUUGUUGUUUACCAUGUUGUCCUGUUGAUAGACAUAGCAGCUUGUUGUUGUUUACAUGUUGUCAACAGCAGCUGUGUUGUGUUUACCAUGUUGUCGACAUGCAGCUGUGUUGUUGUUUACCAUGUUGUCAAGACAUAGCAGCUGUGUGUGUUUUUACCAUGUUGUCCUGUUGUCAGACAUAGCAGCUGUGUUGUUGUUGUUACCCUGGGUCAUGUUGUCAGAACAUUGGCAGCUGUGUUGUUUUUACCCCUGUUGUCCUGUUGUUCCGAAUGCAGCUGUGUUUGUUGUUUACCAUGUUGUCUGUUUGACAUACAUUAGCCGCGUGUUGUUGUUUACCAUUGUUGACAGACAUAGCAGGCUGUGUUGUUGUUUUACCCAUGUGUUCCCCCUGUUGUCAGGGACAAGCAUCUGUGUUGUUUUUACCCUGUUGUCCUGUUGUCAGACAUAGCAGCUGUGUUGUUGUUUACAUGUUGUCAGACAUAGCAGCUGUGUUGUUGUUUACCAUGUUGUCCUGUGUCAGGACUAGCAGCUGUGUUGUUGUUUACCCCUUUUUGUCCUGUUGUCAGACAUAGCAGGAUGUGUUUUUGUUUACCAUGUUGUCCGUUUGAUAGACAUAGCAGCUGUGUUGUUGUUUACAUGUUGUCCUGUUGAUAGACAUAGCAGCUGUGUUGUUGUUUACCAUGUUGUCUUGUGUUGACAGACAUAGCAGCUGUGUUGUUGUUUACCAUGUUGUCAGACAUAGCAGCUGUGUUGUUGUCCUGUUGAUAGACAUAGCAGCUGUGUUGUUGUUUACCAUGUUGUCUUGUGUUGACAGACAUAGCAGCUGUGUUGUUUACCAUGUUGUCUUGUGUUGACAGACAUAGCAGCAGUAUCGGUGGAUCAGUGCCAGGUUCGUUAUGAGGAUAUGAGGAAGAGGGGUCAUCCUAACGAACGUAUCUUCUCUGCAGAGUUCAUCACAGCUGACUGCACCAAGGUACACCCAGUCUCUACACAUACAGCAUGAAGACCCCCCCCCCCCUGUCUCUACACAUACAGCAUGAAGACGCCCCCCCCCCCCCCCCUCUGUCUCUACACAUACAGCAUGAAGACGCCCCCCCCCCCCUCUGUCUCUACACAUACAGCAUGAAGUGGUCAUUUGUUUUGGUCUGUAAAAAUUAGAACAUCAGAAUAUCACAAUGUUCUGUGUGCAGAAAUAGAAAUGUGUUACAGAGGCACCAUGUCACAUUACUUUCAUUAACAUUCUUCCAACCUCUCAAUACCUUCAACGUAGCAGCUGUGAUGUUGUGUUCCGCUCUGCCUUCAGGAGCUGCUGACAGACAAGCUGAAGGAUCCAGAGAUGCAGUUUGAUGUGACCAGCUGUCAGUUUGUCUACCAUUACUCCUUUGAGACACAGCAGCAGGCGGAUCUGAUGUUGAAGAACGCCUGUGAGCAGCUGAGACCAGGAGGAUACUUCAUAGGCACCACACCAGACGCAUAUGAACUGGUGUAAGUAGAUACUUCAUAGUCACCAGACAUAUGAACUGGUGUAAGUAGAUACUUCAUAGUCACCAGACAUAUGAACUGGUGUAAGUAGAUACUUCAUAGUCACCAGACAUAUGAACUGGUGUAAGUAGAUACUUUAUAGUCACCUCCAAUCAUCAUCCAAGACAAAUGGGUUUCCAUCACAUUUUCAACUCUACUAAACAAUGUGCGUUAUAUAGCGAGUGUGCCAACAGUUUGUGCCAACAUCUGGCGGAUAGUGUGGGAAGGCUACCUACAUGAUAUUAUGGACCUGCUGGUCUGAUGGGUACUGUCAGUGGCUUGAUGACAUGAUAUCUACAUUUUACAUUACAUUUUAGUCAUUUAGCAGAAGCUCUUAUCCAGAGCGACUUACAGGAGUAAUUAGGGUUAAGUGCCUUGCUCAAGGGCACAUCGACAGAUUUUUCACCUAGUCGGCUUGGGGAUUAGAAUCAGCGACCUUUCGGUUACUGGCACAACGCUCUUACCCACUAAGCUACCUGCUGGUCUGAUGGUUACUGUCAGUGGCUUGAUGACAUGAUAUCUACCUGAUGGUUACUGUCAGUGGCUUGAUGACAUGAUAUCUACCUGCUGGUCUGAUGGUUACUGUCAGUGGCUUGAUGACAUGAUAUCUACCUGCUGGUCUGAUGGUUACUGUCAGUGGCUUGAUGACAUGAUAUCUACCUGCUGGUCUGAUGGUUACUGUCAGUGGCUUGACGACAUGAUAUCUACCUGCUGGUCUGAUGGUUACUGUCAGUGGCUUGACGACAUGAUAUCUACCUGCUGGUCUGAUGGUUACUGUCAGUGGCUUGAUGACAUGAUAUCUACCUGCUGGUCUGAUGGUUACUGUCAGUGGCUUGAUGACAUGAUAUCUACCUGCUGGUCUGAUGGUUACUGUCAGUGGCUUGACGACAUGAUAUCUACCUGAUGGUUACUGUCAGUGGCUUGACGACAUGAUAUCUACCUGCUGGUCUGAUGGUUACUGUCAGUGGCUUGACGACAUGAUAUCUACCUGCUGGUCUGAUGGUUACUGUCAGUGGCUUGACGACAUGAUAUCUACCUGCUGGUCUGAUGGUUACUGUCAGUGGCUUGAUGACAUGAUAUCUACCUGCUGGUCUGAUGGUUACUGUCAGUUGGCCUGAUGGACCAUGAUAUCUACCAUGCUGGUCUGAUGGUUACUGUCAGUGGCUUGACGACAUGAUAUCCUACCUGCUGGUCUGAUGGGUUAUGUCCAGUGGCUUGAUGACUUAAUACUACCACCUGCUGGUCUGAUGGUUACUGUCAGUUGGCUUGACGGACAUGAUAUCUACCAUGCUGGUCCUGAUGGGUACUGUCAGGGCUUGAUGACAUGAUACUACCUGCUGGUCUGAUGGUUACUGUCAGUGGCUUGAUGACAUGAUAUCUACCUGCUGGUCUGAUGGUUACUGUCAGUGGCUUGAUGACAUGAUAUCUACCUGAUGGUUACUGUCAGUGGCUUGACGACAUGAUAUCUACCUGCUGGUCUGAUGGUUACUGUCAGUGGCUUGAUGACAUGAUAUCUACCUGCUGGUCUGAUGGUUACUGUCAGUGGCUUGACGACAUGAUAUCUACCUGCUGGUCUGAUGGUUACUGUCAGUGGCUUGACGACAUGAUAUCUAACUGCUGGUCUGAUGGUUACUGUCAGUGGCUUGAUGACAUGAUAUCUACCUGCUGGUCUGAUGGUUACUGUCAGUGGCUUGACGACAUGAUAUCUACCUGCUGGUCUGAUGGUUACUGUCAGUGGCUUGAUGACAUGAUAUCUACCUGCUGGUAUGAUGGUUACUGUCAGUGGCUUGAUGACAUGAUAUCUACCUGCUGGUCUGAUGGUUACUGUCAGUGGCUUGAUGACAUGAUAUCUACCUGCUGGUCUGAUGGUUACUGUCAGUGGCUUGAUGACAUGAUAUCUACCUGCUGGUCUGAUGGUUACUGUCAGUGGCUUGAUGACAUGAUAUCUACCUGCUGGUCUGAUGGUUACUGUCAGUGGCUUGACGACAUGAUAUCUACCUGCUGGUCUGAUGGUUACUGUCAGUGGCUUGACGACAUGAUAUCUACUGCUGGUCUGAUGGUUACUGUCAGUGGCUUGACGACAUGAUAUCUACCUGCUGGUCUGAUGGUUACUGUCAGUGGCUUGACGACAUGAUAUCUACCUGCUGGUCUGAUGGUUACUGUCAGUGGCUUGACGACAUGAUAUCUACCUGCUGGUCUGAUGGCUACUGUCAGUGGCUUGACGACAUGAUAUCUACCUGCUGGUCUGAUGGCUACUGUCAGUGGCUUGAUGACAUGAUAUCUACCUGCUGGUCUGAUGGUUACUGUCAGUGGCUUGAUGACAUGAUAUCUACCUGCUGGUCUGAUGGUUACUGUCAGUGGCUUGAUGACAUGAUAUCUACCUGAUGGUUACUGUCAGUGGCUUGACGACAUGAUAUCUACCUGUGCUCUGUUCCUCUUCAGGAAGCGUGUGGAAGCCAUAGACUCCAACUCCUUUGGUAACGAGGUGUUCAGCGUGACGUUUCAGAAGAAGGGCCAUUACCCUCUGUUCGGCUGUCAGUAUGACUUUAAUCUGGAGGGGGUGGUCAAUGUCCCAGAGUUCCUGGUUUAUUUCCCCCUGUUUGAAGAGUAAGUGUUACCAGAGUAAGGGUUAUCAGAGUAAGGGUUACCAGAGUAAGGGUUACCAGAGUAAGGGUUACCAGAGUAAGGGUUACCAGAGUAAGGGUUACCAGAGGAAGGGUUAUCAGAGGAAGGGUUACCAGAGUAAGGGUUAUCAGAGUAAGGGUUAUCAGAGUAAGGGUUAUCAGAGGAAGGGUUAUCAGAGUAAGGGUUAUCAGAGUAAGGGUUACCAGAGUAAGGGUUACCAGAGUAAGGGUUACCAGAGGAAGGGUUACCAGAGGAAGGGUUACCAGAGUAAGGGUUAUCAGAGGAAGGGUUACCAGAGGAAGGGUUACCAGAGGAAGGGUUACCAGAGGAAGGGUUACCAGAGUAAGGGUUACCAGAGUAAGGGUUACCAGAGUAAGGGUUAUCAGAGGAAGGGUUACCAGAGGAAGGGUUACCAGAGGAAGGGUUACCAGAGUAAGGGUUAUCAGAGUAAGGGUUACCAGAGGAAGGGUUACCAGAGGAAGGGUUACCAGAGGAAGGGUUACCAGAGUAAGGGUUACCAGAGUAAGGGUUAUCAGAGGAAGGGUUACCAGAGGAAGGGUUACCAGAGGAAGGGUUACCAGAGGAAGGGUUACCAGAGGAAGGGUUACCAGAGGAAGGGUUAUGACAUGUUGGUCAAGUGAAUCCACCUGCUUGUGGAAAUGGAAGUAGAUGUCAUUACCAGGGGUUGGAAGUUAAAUUAAUUUCCAAUCGUUUCAUUCUGAACAGAACCACUAUUUUUUUCGUUCCAUUCCACUGUUCCGACCAGCAAAAUAAAGUUCUGAACUGGUUCGAACCCCCCCCAAAAAAGUACUGGUUUAUAUUAUUAUUUUCUGUUCCUUUUUUACAUUUAGCUCAUUAAAUGACUUCACCAAUCAGUGCUGACAGAGCAGGCAGGCUGGUUGGUUACAUGAGUGAUGGACAGAAGUGUAGCCAAUGGCACAAGGUGCGACUGAAACUUUGCGGAUGGGGAGAGAGCGAGAGCGUGUUGAGGAGGAGGCUUGAAGCGCUGGGCAUCUUGUUAUGACAUGCAUUAUCUGAAUUAGGUCCACAGAAUUAUAACUAGGAGGAGCGGCUUCUAUGGAGGAACGUUGAAUGUCCUUUGAACUAGCAAGCUUGUUUGUGCAGAGCGGCACCAGAAUUAAAAACACGUCUUACCUUUUUGUAGUUAAUAAAUCCAACGUGAAACGUGAUAACAAGGCUAUAGUAACUUUAACUAGCAUUGAAAAAGUUAAUCCAUUCUUCUCUAGCUAAUUAACAAUCUCUCUCUCCCUAAUUUCUGAAUCACGCUUGUAACGUCAGUACAGAAGCCUCUGCUUCAGAGGGGGAGGAAGGCCUGAACACACUGGUAAAGAUGUUCAGCUUGCAGACACUGGAAUAUGUUUCUGACUGAGACAAUGAGGGGUUUGCAUAGGCGCUUUGUUGCGUUUUUGUUGUUGUUGUGGGACUAGAAAGAAAUGCAUGGAAUGUAAAAUAACGUUAUUAACAGGUUCCCAUGCUUUCGAAGUAACGGUCUGGUUCACUUCCAUUCCAGUUUCCAUUUCAGUUCCUUGAAUCUUUUUUUCUUUCGGUUCUGUUCCCUGAACCGGUUCCAACCCCUGGCAUAACAUUUGUUUUCAACCUUUGAACUGUCUUGACUUGGUAUUUUAGUCAUAUUGUAAUAUUAGAAGAUACCAGAAGGUGGUGGACAGGGAUUACAUGGAAUCAGUAAUGCGUCUGGCAAAACUUUACCUCACAAACAGAAUGGUUUCAUUGAUAACGUCUUUGUAUUUAAAGGUAAAUACAUUUUUAUAGUUUUUAAAUAUUUUGAUCCCAAGGUGAAAUGUCACCAAUGUCUCAGAUUCAGUUUCUUAUAAAUAUACUUUAUAUUAGUCUCUUACCAGAGAGCUGAGCUAGUGUUUUCUAUUGACAGGAUGGCCAAGAAGUACAACAUGCGUCUGGUGUUUAAGAAGACGUUCUCCCAGUUCUUUGAGGAGCACAUAAAGAACAACCAGCACAAGAUGUUGAUGCAGAGGAUGCAAGCACUGGAGGUGGGGAUCAAUACACACUACCGUUCAACAGUGGGGAUCAAUACACCCUACCGUUCAACAGUGGAACAGUUUGGGGAUCAAUACACCCUACCGUUCAACGGUGGGGAUCAAUACACACUACCGUUCAACAGUUUGGGGAUCAAUACACCCUACCGUUCAACAGUUUGGGGAUCAAUACACCCUACCGUUCAACAGUGGGGAUCAAUACACACUACCGUUCAACAGUGGGGAUCAAUACACCCUACCGUUCAACAGUUUGGGGAUCAAUACACCCUACCGUUCAACAGUUUGGGGAUCAAUACACCCUACCGUUCAACAGUGGAACAGUUUGGGGAUCAAUACACACUACCGUUCAACGGUGGGGAUCAAUACACACUACCGUUCAACAGUGGGGAUCAAUACACACUACCGUUCAACAGUGGGGAUCAAUACACACUACCGUUCAACAGUUUGGGGAUCAAUACACACUACCGUUCAACAGUUUGGGGAUCAAUACACACUACCGUUCAACAGUUUGGGGUCACUUAGAAAUGGCCUUGUUUUCGAAAAGAAAAGCCAUUUUUUUUGUCCAUUUAAAAUAACAUAAAAUGGAUCAGAAAUACAGUGUAGACAUUGUUAAUGUUGUAAAUUGCUAUUGUAGCUGGAAACGGCUGAUUGUUAAUGGAAUAUCUACAUAGGCGUACAGAGGCCCAUUAUCAGCAACCAUCAGUCCUCUGUUCCAAUGGCACGUUGUGUUUGGUAAUCCAAGUUGAUCAUUUUAAAAGGCUAAUUGAUCAUUAGGAAACCCUUUUGCAAUUAUGUUAGCACAGAUAAAAACUGUUGUGCUGAUUUAAAGAAGCAAUAAAACUGGCCUUCUUGAGACUAGUUGAGUAUCUGGAGCAUCAGCAAUUGUGGGUUCGAUUACAGGCUCAAAAUGGCCAGAAACAAAGAACUUUCUUCUGAAACUCGUCAGUCUAUUCUUGUUCUGAGAAAUGAAGGCUAUUCCAUGCGAGAAAUUGCCAAGAACCUGAAGAUCUCGUACAACGCUGUGUACUACUCCCUUCACAGAACAGCGCAAACUGGCUCUAACCAGAAUAGAAAGAGGAGUGGGAGGCCCCGGUGCACAACUGAGCAAGAGGACAAAUACAUUAGAGUGUCUAUUUUGAGAAACAGGCGCCUCACAGGUCCUCAACUGGCAGCUUCAUUAAAUAGUACCCGCAAAACACCAGUCUCAACGCCAACAGUGAAGAGGCGACUCCGGGAUGCUGACCUUCUAGGCAGAGUCCCAAAGAAAAAGCCAUAUCUCAGACUGGCCAAUAAAAAGUAAAGAUUAAGAUGGGCAACAGAACACAGACACUGGACAGAGGAUGAUUAGAAAAAAGUUAUGGACAGACGAAUCGAAGUUUGAGGUGUUCGGAUCACAAAGAACAUUUGUGAGACGCAGACCAAAUGAAAAGAUGCUGGAGGAGUGCUUGAUGCCAUCUGUCAAGCAUGGUGGAGGCAAUAUGAUGGUCUGGGGGUGCUUUGGUGGUGGUAAAGUGGGAGAUUUGUACAGGGUAAAAGGGAUCUUGAAGAAGGAAGGGUAUCACUCCAUUUCGCAACGCCAUGCCAUACCCUGUGGACGGCGCUUGAUUGGAGCCAAUUUCCUCCUACAACAGGACAAUGACCCAAAGCACAGCUCCAAACUAUGCAAUAACUAUUUAGGGAAGAAGCAGUCAGCUGGUAUUCUGUCUAUAAUGGAGUGGCCAGCACAGUCACCGGAUCUCAACCCUAUUGAGCUGUUGUGGGAGCAGCUUGACCGUAUGUUAUGUAAGAAGUGCCCAUCAAGCCAAUCCAACUUGUGGGAGGUGCUUCAGGAAGCGUGGGGUGAAAUCUCUUCAGAUUACCUCAACAAAUUAACAACUAGAAUGCCAAAGGUCUGCAAGGCUGUAAUUGCUGCAAAUGGAGGAUUCUUUGACGAAAGCAAAGUUUGAAGGACACAAUUAUUAUUUAUAUAAAAAAUCAUUAUUUCUAACCUUGUCAAUGACUACAUUUCCUAUGCUUUGCUAUAUUUCCUAUUCAAACUCAUUUCAUGUAUGUUUUCAUGGAAAACAAGGAAAUUUCUAAGUGACCCCAAACUUUUGAACGGUAGUGUACAUCAAUAGAUUAAUCAGUUACCUGGACUGAUCAAUAUGCAUCAAUAGAUGAAUCAGUUACCUGGACUGAUCAAUGAAACAGAAAUAAAAAACCAUGAGGAACCAGGAUCUUUGCAAGAAGGUUAUUGUAUUCAAGACAACGUAUUAAAUGUCUGCAGGUGGGGGAUUCAAAGUCCCCACUACUUUACCCCACUAGCUAUAGGCUACUAAAUGUAGCCUUUGCCCACAGUGGUGUCUCAUGUUCAUUGAUGCAGAAUAAUUAGUGGAACGCUUGUCAAUUGUGUUUAAUAAUAUGACUCUCCGUUACAGAGACACCAGUACCUCUGUUAAUUAUGUGACGUGAAGAUAACACAGUUCAAUGCAAACUGGACAGAAAAGCUGUACUUUAGAUUAAUGCAAUGCAAAGGUCACACUCAUUUAUUAAAGAUACAUUUUUAUGAUUUGAUGAAACAGGAAUUGUUUUAAUGACGUCCCAUAUCUUUUGACGUGAGGAAUGAACCAUUCUUUAGAUAUCAUGUGUCUUUGUAGCAUCUGAAAACAAUAUCAAGUCUUCACUAGCCUGGAGCAACAGCCUUCAAUUUGAUAUAGUCCCCAUCUGUGCUGUCCUGUCUAGAACCUCUGCAGAGAAAGAAGUGUUCUUAACAUUAGUAACCAAAAACAAGUCUCUUUAUGUAUCCGGAGUGUAUUAUAGACACACUGUGAGUCAGCGACGCCACGGUGUGACUCAUAACCUGGCUGGACAGAGCUUCUAAAAGGAAAAGGGUGAUGUUGCUGUAACUAAUUGUGUUGUUGUGUCAGUCUUUCCCGACAGAAAACAGGAACAAGUCAUCCUCAGACAGCCUUGAUGAUUAUGAUCACGCCAAGAGAAAGGCUGACAGCCCUAAUGUCAAGCUGCCGCUGGUAAGAGAUAAUGAAUGUCUCUGUCUUGGGACCUAUCUUCAUAUUGACAAGCACAACUCCAUGACUUCAAUGGAGAUUUAGAUGAAGUGUUUUCAGUGUAAAUUUAAACCACUAAACUCACAUAAAAAGUAUGUAGAAAAGAUAAUGGAACUAUGUUUUUAAAUAAGAUCAUCUUCAAGAACAAACGAUCACCAAAUAAAAACUAGACGGGGAGAAUCUAAAAUACAAAACAUUUCAUGGCAUACAUUGAUUUUGUGAUAAUGUUUGAGUCACUCAGACAGCAUAAGAACAUGGCAAAAUGUGUGGAAUUACAGGAAACUAGCUUUAAAAUGUUCUCUCCGCCCCAUAGCGAAAUGUGGAGAAUUGCAGGAAAUUUGCUUUAAAACAUUACAAUUUUGGCAUGGUUUUAGAGGUCCUCUAAAACCAUGCCAUUGCCCACCCCCACUAUCAACCCCCACACCCCCACUAUCAACCCCCACACCCCCACUGUCAACCCCCACACCCCCACUAUCAACCCCCCACCCCCACUAUCAACCCCCCCACCCCACGCCAACUUUGCCACCACUGCUGAAAAAAGUAUUGGGGGAAGCACUGAGAUUUAUACAAUGAGAUAUAACUUUGAGAACUUUUUAGCUUUGUAAAAUUACUUUCUUUAAAGGGGCAAUCUGCUAUUGAAUACAUACAAACAUUUUGGGAUUUUUUAAAUUAAUGAUAUACCCAUUAAUUCUUGAAGAAUAUAAUUUAUGAAUGCCUCAUGAGAUUAGUUAAACUGUCGUACCCCAUCAGAACUCAAAAUAUAACCUUGUUUUCUCUAAGGUAGAUAAUGGAAACAAACACUCUAUAGCCCCUAAACAUGGUUAAAACUAUUAUUUUGAUCUCAUGGAUCGUCAGCCCUCGGAUCCAUAGCUCUGUCUAUACAUUUUUACAAUUCUCCAGCCCCAUCCCUCAGCUGUUUACCAAAACAAGUGAUGGGGUGAUGCUUUUGUUGUUGUUUGAAGUGCAGAUUACCCCUUUUAAAAAUUUGAAUGAUGCAGUCAGUGAAAGUGUUUACACUAAUGUAAUAGAUGCAUUUCUAAUCAAGAGCCUUUCAUGGUACCCAAGGACAGUGUUUAUAAGAAACAUUAGAAUAUCCAAUGUACAGAAACGGCAUUGUGACCAUCUGUAUUGCUCCUUGUUUCUGUACAGGGAACAUUGAGCAAGUCUGAGUGGGAGGCAACAAGUAAGUAGCAUGGGUUUUGUUUCAACCCUUUUUGUGUGUUAUUUGUAACCAGUCAUGUUAACUGCUUCUACUAACAGUACUAGUCAUUAGUUCUGGAUUUACACUCUUCAGUAUUAAUCUGCUGUUUCUAAUCUAAUUUUAGAGUGUAAUAAAUGUCAGUAAAGGCUGAAAUGUUUCACAGCUAAAGAUGUAUAGAUGAAUGUAUACUACAUCAUGUGUACUUAAUAAGUCUGUCUGAUUUAGAGACUCAACACAGGACUGUUGUUGUUAUUGUUCCAUGGUUUGGUUGUAGAUAUUAGUCCUAGUACCGUCAGGAUGAUAUCUCUAUUGGUUGUAGAUGUUAGUCCUAGUACCGUCAGGAUGAUAUCUCUAUUGGUUGUAGAUAUUAGUCCUAGUACCGUCAGGAUGAUAUCUCUAUUGGUUGUAGAUAUUAGUCCUAGUACCGUCAGGAUGAUAUCUCUAUUGGUUGUAGAUAUUAGUCCUAGUACCGUCAGGAUGAUAUCUCUAUUGGUUGUAGAUAUUAGUCCUAGUACCGUCAGGAUGAUAUCUCUAUUGGUUGUAGAUAUUAGUCCUAGUACCGUCAGGAUGAAAUCUCCACAGAAUCUCGUAAAGGACCAUGUAAAACGUUUAAAGUCCCAGUCUUUCCUGUGUUUUUGUAUAUACAGUUGAAGUUGGAAGUUUACAUACACCUUAGCCAAAUACAUUUAAACUCAGUUUUUCACAAUUCCUGACAUUUAAUCCUAGUAAAUAUUCCCUGUCUUAGGUCAGUUAGGAUCACCACUUCAUUUUAAGAAUGUGAAAUGUCAGAAUAAUAGUAGAGUGAUUUAUUUCCGCUUUUAUUUAUUUCAUCACAUUCCCAGUGGGUCAGAAGUUUACAUACACUCAAUUAGUAUUUGGUAGCAUUGCCUUUAAUUUGUUUAACUUGGGUCAAACGUUUCGGGUAACCUUCCACAAGCUUCCCACAAUAAGUUGGGUGAAUUUUGGCCCAUUCCUCCCGACAGAGCUGGUGUAACUGAGUCAGGUUUGUAGGCCUCCUUGUUCACGCACGCUUUUUCAGUUCUGCCCACAAAUGUUCUAUAAGAUUGAGGUCAGGGCUUUGUGAUGGCCACACCAAUACCUUGACUUUGUUGUCCUUAAGCCAUUUUGCCACAACUUUGGAAGUAUGCUUGGGGUCAUUGUCCAUUUGGAAGACCCAUUUGCGACCAAGCUUUAACUUCCCGACUGAUGUGUUCAUGUUGCUUCAAUAUAUCCACAUCAUUUUCCUUCCUCAUGAUGCCAUCUAUUUUGUGAAGUGCACCAGUCCCUCCUGCAGCAAAGCACCCCCACAGCAUGAUGCUGCCACCCCCGUGCUUCACGGUUGGGAUGGUGUUCUUCGGCUUGCAAGCAUCCCCCUUUUUCCUCCAAACAUAACGAUGGUCAUUAUGGCCAAACAGUUCUAUUUUUGUUUCAUCAGACCAGAGGACAUUUCUCCAAAAAGUACAAUAUUUGUCCCCAUGUGCAGUUGCAAACCAUUGUCUGGCUUUUUUAUGGCAGUUUUGGAGCAGUGGCUUCUUCCUUGCUGAGCGGCCUUUCAGGUUAUGUCGAUAUAGGACUCGUUUUAUUGUGGAUAUAGAUACUUUUGUACCUGUUUCUUCCAGCAUCUUCACAAGGUCCUUUGCUGUUGUUCUGGGAUUGAUUUGCACUUUCCGCACCAAAGUACGUUCAUCUCCAGGAGACAGAACGCGUCUCCUUCCUGAGCGGUAUGAUGGCUGCGUGGUCCCAUGGUGUUUAUACUUGCGUACCAUUGUUUGUACAGAUGAAUGUGGUACCUUCAGGCAUUUGGAAAUUGCUCCCAAGGAUGAACCAGACUUGUGGAGGUGUACCAUUUUUUUCCUGAGGUCUUGGCUGAUUUCAUUUGAUUUUCCCAUGAUGUCAAGCAAAGAGGCACUGAGUUUGAAGGUAGGCCUUGAAAUACAUCCACAGGUACACCUCAAAAUGCAUCCACAGGUACACCUUCAAUUGACUGAAAUUAUGUAAAUUUGCCUAUCAGAAGCUUCUAAAGCCAUGACAUCAUUUUCUGGAAUAUUCCAAGCUGUUUACAUACACUAAAUUGACUGUGCCUUUAAACUUCUGACCCACUGGAAUUGUGAUACAGUGAAUUAUAAGUGAAAUAAUCUGUCUGUAAACAAUUGUUGGAAAAAUUACUUGUCAUGCACAAAGUAGAUGUCCUAACCGACUUGCCAAAACUAUAGUUUGUUAACAAGACAUUUGUGGAGAGGUUGAAAAACAAGUUUUAAUGACUCCAAACUAAGUGUAUGUAAACUUCCGACUUCAACUGUAUAUCCACACUAUGAGGUUGGAAUAAUACUGUGAAAUUGUGAAAAUGAUGAUAAUGAUGAUAAUGAUGAUAAUGAUGAUAAUGCCCUUUUAGUGUAAGAGCAGUUUGAAAAGACUGCCUGAAAUGUCAGCCUGUUUAGGUGGGAUGGAGUUUUGGCCUGUCUGGUGAUUUAUUGGGGUAGUCUUUGAUAUGUGGAUAUUAUAUACCUCACAUGCGACCCAUGAAUCAACCGUCCUAUUAAUAUGAUUCAAGUCUAUUAAACAGAAUAUCUGAUUCCAUUUAACGUUAUAGUAAAACCAUGUGCAAUCAAGUAUUAUGCUUUUGCCGACUAAGAUCAAGAAAUGGUCAUGAGAAGCGAAUAUCAAAGCAAGUAUUAUUUAAUAACUUAGUCAAAUGAAUGGAUUCACAUACAAGGCAUAAACCUAAGUUACAAGGCAAUACUGACAUUAACAAAGCAUAAUUCUAGGCAUAUACACUGAACUAAAAUAUAAACGCAACAUGUAAAGUGUUGGUCCCAUGUUUCAUGAGCUGAAAUAAAAGAUCCCAGAAAUGUUCCAUACGCACAAAAAGCUUAUUUCUCUCAAAUUUGUUUACAUCCCUGUUAGUGAGCAUUUUCCCUUUGCCAAGAUAUGCCACACCUAUCAGGUGGAUGGAUUAUCAAGAAGCUGAUUAAACGGCAUGAUUAUUACACAGGUGCACCUUGUGCUGGGGACAAUAAAAGGCCACUCUAAAAUGUGCAGUUUGUCAUACAGCACAAUGCCACAGAUGUCUCAAGUUUUGAGGGAGUGCAAUUGGCAUGCUGACUGCAGGAAUGUCCACCAGAGCUGUUGCCAGAGAAUUGAAUGUUCAUUUCUCUACCAUAAGCCACCUUGAACGUCGUUUUAGAGAAUUUGGCAGUACGUCCAACCGUCCUCACAACCACAGACCACAUGUAUGGCGUCAUGUGUGCGAGCGGUUUGCUGAUGUCAACGUUGUAAACAGUGCCCCAUGAUGGCGGUGGGGUUAUGGUAUGGGCAGGCAUAAGCUACGGACAACAAACACAAUUGCAUUUUAUCAAUGGCAAUUUGAAUGCACAGAGAUACCGUGACGAGAUCCUGAGGCCCAUUGUCGUGCCAUCACUUAAUGUUUCAGCAUGAUAAUGCACGGUCCCAUGUCGCAAGGAUCUGUACACAAUUUCUGGAAGCUGAAAAUGUCCCAGUUCUUCCAUGGCCUGCAUACUCACCAGACAUGUCACCCAUUGAGCAUGUUUGGGAUGCUCUGGAUUGACGUGUACGACAGCAUGUUCCAGUUCCCGCCAAUAUCCAGCUUCUUCGCACAGCCAUUGAGGAGGAGUGGGACAACAUUUCACUCGCCCCAAUCAACUGCCCUCUAUGUGAAGGAGAUGUGUCAAGCUGCAUGAGGAAAAUGGUGGUCACACCUGAUACUGACUGGUUUUCUGAUCCACGCCCCUACCUUUUUUAAAGGUAUCUGUGACCAACAGAUUCAUAUAUGUAUUCCCAGUCAUGUGAAAUCCAUAGAUUACGACCUAAUUUAUUUAUUUCAAUUGACUGAUUUCCUUAUAUGAACUGUACAUUUUUGAAAUUGUUGCAUGUUGCGGUUAUAUGUUUGUUCUAGGUCCUAGGUUAACUUACAAGACCAAGCAUGAAAAAAGAGAUGCCUAGGAAAUUAGAAUUGUUCAUACCUCGAUGGACUGGACACAGGGUAAGAGACAGAACAAUGGGAUAAGAUGGUGGUAGUCAAGCUGAGGUUAACCCACUGUUUAUAAAUAGCUAUAUGGUGGUAGUCAAGCUGAGGUUAAUCAAUAAAUGCAAGCAGACAUUUUGAUUAGCUAGGUAGCUAACGUCAGAGGGGGAAGGGCUGACUGGUCCUUGGGCAUUGUCUUGGUCCAUUUGCCAUGCGGCCAGAGGGUGACCGAGAGCACUUAAAUUAGGGCCGAGCCUACAGUGACAUCACCAGCCGUUAAAUUAGUUAAUAGACCAAUAAGAGAGUUCCAAACCUUUCUGCCAAUAACAGCUCGUUUUGGUUUUCCCCUCCCCACUCCCAGACAGUCCUAGCCCCACUCAGAUCACUGACAGUCCAAAGUUCUUUACUUGAGAAAUUGCUCUUGCUAAGAAGCUAUUUUUGUUUCUUUUUGAUUUUAAUUGAAAACAAUCACAGUAAUGUACACUAUAUAUACAAAAGUAUGUGGACACCCAUUCAAAUUAGUGGAUUCUGCUAUUUCAGCCACACCCGUUGCUGACAGGUGUAUAAAAUCGAGCACACAGUCAUGCAAUCUCUAUAGACAAACAUUGGCAGUAGAAUGGUCAACUGUAAGUGCUGUUAUUGUGAAGUUUAAACAUCUAGGAGCAACAACGGCUGAGCUGCGAAGUGGUAGGCCACACAACUGGACCGCUGAAUCGUCUGUCCUCGGUUGCAACACUCACUACCGAGUUCCAAACUGCCUCUGGAAGCAACAUCAGCACAAGAACUGUUCCUCGGGAGCUUCAUGAAAUGGGUUUCCAUGGCCGAGCAGCCGCACACAAGCCUAAGAUCACCAUGCGCAAUGCCAAGCGUCGGCUGGAGUGGUGUAAAGCUCGUCGCCAUUGGACUCUGGAGCAAUGGAAACGCGUUCUCUGGAGUGAUGAAUCACGCUUCACCAUCUGGCAGUCUGACGGACGAAUCUAGGUUUGGCGGAUGCCAGGAGAACGCUACCUGCCCCAAUGCAUAGUGCCAACUGUAAAGUUUGGUGGAGGAGGAAUAAUGGUCUGGGGCUGUUUUUCAUGGUUCGGGCUAGGCCCCUUAGUUCCAGUGAAGGGAAAUCUUAACGCUACAGCAUACAAUGACAUUCUAGACGAUUCUGUGCUUCCAACUUUGUGGCAACAGUUUGGGGAAGGCCCUUACCUUUUUCAGCAUGACAAUGCCCUGUGCACAAAGCGAGGUCCAUACAGAAAUGGUUUGUCAAGAUUGGAGUGGAAGAACUUGACUGGCUUGCACAGAGCCCUGACCUCAACCCCAUCGAAUACCUUUGGGAUGAAUUGGAACGCAGACUGCUAGCCAGGCCUAAUCGCCCAACAUCAGUGCCCGACCUCACUAAUGCUCUUGUGGUUGAAUGGAAACAAGUCCCCGCAGCAAUGUUCCAACAUCUAGUGGAAAGCCUUCCCAGAAGAGUGGAGGCUGUUAUAGCAGCAAAGGGGGGACCAACUCCAUAUUAAUGUCCAUGAUUUUUGGAAUGAGAUGUUGGACGAGCAGGUGUCCACAUACUUUUGGUCGUGUAGUGUAUGUAGGGAGUGAAAUAGGGUAGCUGUCUAUGUAACCAACUGAAAUGUUAAUGUUGGGUUGUGUAGUGUACUUAAUGGUUACCCAGAAAUGAUUUGAUAUUGAGAUAAAAACGGCUGCUUUGGACCUUUUUUAAUAUUGUUGCUUUCCCCUCCACACACUUAGGCAGUAACCUGUAACACUGUUGAGUUUCUGUGGUGGUCGCUGCAGCAGGGAGGAGAGCGAGACCAACGUGGGUCACAUAGUCGCUCGCUGUCUUUUUUUUUUUUACUCCCUUUAGUCCAUACAGGAGAUACGGCCCAAAUUCUCUUCAUGUGGGCAUAUCAGAACCAUUAAGCCUUGUUCACACUGACAGUUUGAAGUGAUUUAAAUCAAAUUUUGUUGCGUAUCAGAUUCAAGUCUGAUCUUUUUCCUACAGUGUGAACAGCCAAAAGGCACAUGGAAUCUGAUAUUUUCAAGGCAGAUUUAAACCACAUUCAUACGUGGUUUGAAAUCAGAUACAAAUCGGAUUCCUGGCCAUGCGACUUGUGUCUGAAUGGUCAAAUCAGAUUUAUUUGCAGUCAAUACUUUUAUUUAUCAUAUCUUGUCUGUUUACAGUUUGACAAGUACAUGUGGUAGCUAACUGGCUUGUUAAUUGUUUACAAAAACGAAUUUGUAAAUGUGCUAGCAAGCUAAACAGCUAACUAGCUUGUUGACUGUUGUGGCUAGCCCCCCAAAAGGUUUAAAGUUGGAUCAUCCUUGAGGCUUUAAGUGUUCUAACACUAUGAUCUCGAACAAAGAAAUUAAGUUGUAAUGAAAACCAAUUGAACAGGAGCGACAUGCAGGGGAAGUCUUUAUAAAAGAAUCGCCUCCACAUUUCUAUGGUUUGAUUUUGGCUAAGCUAAUUUGAAAGCAAGGUAAGACGUUCCUCAUUAUUUGAAGAAAAGCAAAACGUUCAGGUUUCAAACAAUUAUACUGCCUUAAGCUCACAUUGUAAAGCGGUGGUUGACGCGCUGAUAGUAAUAAUAAUAGCUUGCAUACCGUUGACUAUAGCACUCGAAUGGCGAAUGGGUAGCGUGCUUUAAUUAUGAGUUGAGCUUGAGAAAUAAAAAUUGUAGCUCUUUUAAAUCAUGACCAUCAAAACAGUUUUUAACAUGCAUUUAGAAUUAUUUGUUGCUCAUGACUGGGCUUAUAAAAGCACGUUUCACCCCAGUACCAGCAGUGAUAUCACCAAAACAUCCUAAACCGGCUGAAAUUAUAGUCAGUCUUCUCAAACAGCACUAAAGGCCAUUAUCAUCAUCUUCACCCUCAUAGUGUGGGCAUACAGUGCAUUCGGAAAGUAUUCAGACCCCUUCACUUUUUUCACAUUUUGUUACGUUACAGCCUUAUUCUAAAAUGGAUUCAAUAUUUUUUCCCCUCAUCAAUCUACACGCAAUUCCCCAUAAUGACAACUCGAGAACAGGUUUUUUGACAUUUUUGCUAAUUUAUUACAAAUAAAAAACAUACCUUAUUUACAUAAGUAUUCAGACCCGUUGCUAUGAGACUCGAAAUUGAGCUUAGGCGUAUCAAGGAUCCUCCUUGAUGUUUCAACAAGUUGAUUGGAGUCCACCUGUGGUAAAUUCAAUUGAUUGGACAUGAUUUGGAAAGGCACACACACCUGUCUAUAUAAGGCCCCAGUAUGAAAAUGAAUGCACUCACUAACUGUAAGUCGCUCUGGAUAAGAGUGCCUGCUAAAUGACUAAAAUGUAAUGUAAAAUGUCCCACAGUUGACAGUGCAUGUCAGAGCAAAAACCAAGCCAUGAGGUCGAAGGAAUUGUCCGUAGAGUUCCGAGACAGUAUUGUGUCGAGGUACAGAUCUGGAGAAGGUUAUCAAAAAAUGUCUGCAGCAUUGAAAGUCCCCAAGAACACAUUGGCCUCCAUCAUUCUUAAAUGGAAAAGUUUGGAACCACCAAGACACCCGGUUAAACUGAGCAAUCGGGGGAGAAGAGCUUUGGUCAAGGAGGUGUCCAAGAACCUGAUGGUCACUCUGACAGAGCUCCAGAGUUCCUCUGUGGAGAUGGGAGAACCUUCCAGAAGGACAACCAUCUCUGCAGCACUCCACCAAUCAGGCCUUGAUGGUAGAAAGGCCAGACGGAAGUCCUCAGUAAAAGGCACAUGACAGCACGCUUGGAGUUUGCCAAAAGGCACCUAAAGGACUCUCACACCAUGAGAAACAAGAUCCUCUGGUCUGAUGAAACCAAGAUUGAAUUAUUUGCCUGAAUGCCAAGCGUCACGUCUGGAGGAAACCUAACACCAUCCCUAUGGUGAAGCAUGGUGGUGGCAGCAUCAUGCUGUGGGGAUGUUUUUCAGCGGCAGGGACUGGGAGACUAGUCAGGAUCGAGGGAAAGAUGAACGGAACAAAGUACAGAGAGAUCCUUGAUGAAAACCUGCUCCAGAGCGCUCAGGACCUCAGACUGGGCUGAAGGUUCACCUUCCAACAGGACAACGACCCUAAGCACACAGCCAAGACAACGCAGGAGUGGCUUCGGGACAAGUCUCUGAAUGUCCUUGAGUGGCCCAGCCAGAGCCCGGACUUUAACCAGAUCGAACAUCUCUGGAGAGACCUGAAAAUAGCUGUGCAGCAACGCUCCCCAUCUAACCUGACAGAGCUUGAGAGGAUCUGCAGAGAAGAAUGGGAGAAACUCCCCAAAUACAGGUGUGCCAAGCUUGUAGCGUCAUACCCAAGAAGACUUGAGGCUGUAAUCGCUGCCAAAGGUGCUUCACUGAAUGCUUAUGUAAAAGUGAUAAUUCAGUUUUUUGUUUUACAUUUGUAAAAAUGUCUAGACCUGUUUGUGCGUUGUCAUUAUGGGGUAUUGUGUGUAGAUUGAUGAGGGGAGAAAAAACAAUGUGAUCCAUUUUAGAAUAAGGCUGUAACGUUACAACGUGGAAAAAGUCAAGGGGUCUGAACCUUACGAAGGCGCUAUAUAUAUAAAACACAGGUACAGUUGAAGUCGGAAGUUUACAUACACUAAGUUGACUGUGCCUUAGUACGCAAGUAUAAACACCAUGGGACCACGCAGCCGUCAUACCGCUCAGGAAGGAGACGCGUUCUGUCUCCUAGAGAUAAAAGUACUUUGGUAUAUUAUAUACACUUAGGUUGGAGUCAUUAAAACUUGUUUUUCAACCACUCCACACAUUUCUUGUUAACAAACUAUAGUUUUGGCAAGUCGGUUAGGACAUCUACUUUGUGCAUGACACGAGUCAUUUUUCCAACAAUUGUUUACGGACAGAUUAUUUCACAUAAUUCACUGUAUCACAAUUCCAGUGGGUCAGAAGUUUACAUACACUAAGUUGACUGCGCCUUUUAAACAGCUUGGAAAAUUUCGUCAUGGCUUUAGAAGCUUCUGAUAGGCUAAUUGACAUCAUUCGAGUCAAUUGGAGGUGUACCUGUGGAUGUAUUUCAAGGCCUACCUUCAAACUCAGUGCCUCAUCGCUUGACAUCAUGGGAAAAUCAAAAGAAAUCAGCCAAGAUCUAAAAAAAAAAAAUGGUAGACCUCCACAAGUCUGGUUCAUCCUUGGGAGCAAUUUCCAAACGCCUGAAGGUACCACGUUCAUCUGUACAAACAAUAGUACGCAAGUAUAAACACCAUGGGACCACACAGCCGUCAUACCGCUCAGGAAGGAGAUGCGUUCUGUCUCCUAGAGAUGAACGUACUUUGGUGCGGAAAGUGCAAAUCAAUCCCAGAACAACAGCAAAGGACCUUGUGAAGAUGCUGGAGGAAACGGGUACAAAAGUAUCUAUAUCCACAGUAAAACAAGUCCUAUAUCGACAUAACCUGAAAGGCCACUCAGCAAGGAAGAAGCCACUGCUCCAAAACCGCCAUAAAAAAGCCAGACAACGGUUUACAACUGCACAUGGGGACAAAGAUUGUACUUUUUGGAUAAAUGCCCUCUGGUCUGAUGAAACAAAAAUAGAACUGUUUGGCCAUAAUGACCAUCGUUAUGUUUGGAGGAAAAAAGGGGAUGCUUUCAAGCCGAAGAACACCAUCCCAACUGUGACGCACGGGGGUGGCAGCAUCAUGCUGUGGGGGUGCUUUGCUGCAGGAGGGACUGGUGCACUUCACAAAAUAGAUGGCAUCAUGAGGAAGGAAAAUUGUGGAUAUAUUGAAGCAACAUCUCAAGACAUCCGUCGGGAAGUUAAAGCUUGGUCGCAAAUGGGUCUUCCAAAUGGACAAUGACCCCAAGCAUACUUCCAAAGUUGUGGAAAAAUGGCAUAAGGACAACAAAGUCAAGGUAUUGGAGUGGCCAUCACAAAGCCCUGACCUCAAUCCUAUAGAAAAUGUGUGGGCAGAACUGAAAAAGCGUGUGCGAGCAAGGAGGCCUACAAACCUGACUCAGUUACACCAGCUCUGUCAGGAGGAAUGGGCCAAAAUUCACCCAACUUAUUGUGGGAAGCUUGUGGAAGGCUACCCGACACGUUUGACCCAAGUUAAACAAUUUAAAGGCAACGCUACCAAAUACUAAUUGAGUGUAUGUAAACUUCUGACCCACUGGGAACGUGAUGAAAUAAAUAAAAGCUUAAAUAAAUCACUCUACUAUUAUUCUGACAUUUCACAUUCUUAAAAUAAAGUGGUGAUCCUUACUGAUCUAAGACAAGGAAUUUUUACUAGGAUUGAAUGUCAGGAAUUGUGAAAAACUGAGUUUAAAUGUAUUUGGCUAAGGUGUAUGUAAACUUCCGACUUCAACUGUAAAUCAUGUUUUUGAAUGCACUGGGCCUUUAAGCAAGCACAUAUAAGUCAAUAUUAUUGGUUGGGCCAAAUCCUUCUGCUCCGAGUUGAGGUUGUGACACUGCAAUGACCUGUCUGCUAAUGAGCUGAUUUUAUUAAUCAAUCAAACCUAAUUGAAUUAUCUCUCUCCUCUUAAUGCCCCGGAUGUGCACUAGCUAAUGUGGAUCCUAAUGAAUUAAACAAAACUCUCUUUCUUCCAUCUCCAUCUCUCCAUCUCUCUCUCAGGCAUAUACCUGGUGUUUGCAUUUGAGAAAAUGUCCUGAAUGCCAGAGAAGAGAACCCCAGUUUGAGAAGUCGACUCGUCAAUAUAACAAUAUUACACUGUUUUUUGUUUGGUAUGUUUUGGGGGGGGGGUGUUUUUGAAGAACAGACUUGCUACCCACUCUGCAGUGCUUUGGGCAGAGCAUGGGGGGGAAAAAAAUAAAAUAAAAUGGGGGUAGAAUUGCUAAUGUAGUUUUAAUGUUUUCCUGUAUUGGUUUGAGCUUUGACUGUAUUUGACAGUAAGCUUGUGUUGUCCUAUCCAUCCAGCCAUCAGCUAUAGCCAGACUGUUGUCAUCAUCUGUAGUUCAUAUCUAUCCAGCCUUACUACUUCACCUUUAACCUAGUGAUGUCCUUUAUACAACGGGGUGUGUCUAAUCCUGAAUGCUGAUUGGUUAAAACCGCAUUCCAGCCGGUGUCUAUUCCACAAGUUACCACCGGCUAAAUCUAUGAUGUUAAAAUGCCCAUUUACUCUGUUCCAUCUGACUGCCCAAUCCACUCUCAUCAGCCUAGCCAGGUACUUUAUAAACUUGAUCUCCACUAUAAAAAGGCAUGUAGACAUUCUCACAUUUCUUUUAGACUAACAAUAUUUUUUCAACAGUGGAGAUUUGAAUAAACCUUGAUCUGUCUCUCUGACAUUUGCAACAUUGUUUCAAUAUUCCAGCUGUCGCAUAGUAAUGAACGUGUCGGGAGGAGACAGGAAGGCAGCUUUUCUCAGCCAGUCGAAUUCAUGAAUCAGCAUAAUUUCUAUGGCUAUAUGCAAAGAAAUAUCAAUAGAAAACAGGUCAAACGUGCAGCUAGUUCUUUCCUGCUUCAGUUUGAAGUGAUUAUGUUAGCUGUGUUGUUGUUGGCUAGCUCCUCUGAACAGCAGUGUCCUGACGAGAGAGCACAUUUUCUAUGCCAGGUGAAAUCUUGCAUCAUUAGCUCAUUGUUAUGGAUGUAUCCAAAUAAAUGUCACUAGAAAACAGCUUAAACAGCUUAAACAAAUGCAAACGAAGCUACUGUUGUUAUUCUGGCUGCACUGUUUGACGUGACUGUAAAUUAGCCGUAGUAGCUAGCAAGCAAGGGAUCAGAACGUUGCCAGCCAGUGUGGCAAUAGAACAUUUAGAACGAAUGACUGUAUCCAUAGAUACAGAACAAAAACACCUAACGACUGGGUCGAGUCUCUGGAACCAAACCGAUAGAACGAACGACCAGCCGGCUUGGGUAGCAACCCUAGAUUUGUGUCGGGACUAUAUCUUGUGGAAGGAUGAAAUAGUUUGAAGAAAUUCAUCAAAAUAAUUUUUUUUAUUAAAAUAUGUAAAUCAUUAUUUGAAUAUGUUGGUAACCCCAUUGUAUAAAAGUGAUAAUGCCCUUGAAGCCGGUGUUUUGAAGAUAUAUUGACUUCGCCUCGGGCCUAACAACACCCGUGCCAAAAUAUCCUCCAAACACCGGCUUCGAGGGCAUAAUCACUUAAAUAAUAAAUAGCAUGUUACUGAAACGACAUUUGAGGAUACGUAGUACUGGCAUCAAAGUAGUCAUGUUUUCACAUUUCAGAAUUGCAAAUGAUGGGCAGCUUUGGCUCCCGGCUCCCACUAUUUCCAGGUAGAAGCCCAUUUCUCUUUCAACAUGUAAUAUGUGUCUGUUCCAACAGGAUGUGUUGUAUCAGUGGUACUCUGUCCUAUAAAGGAUGGUUGUCUACAAGAGGAUUAGAUCAGUGAAUCAAUGCUAGUUCAAAGUAGGAACAUCUUGUAGAGGUGUUUUAAGGCUCAACUAUGUUUCAGGUAAUCAGCCUGUAGAUUGGGGGGUUUGACCUAAUCAACAAAUUUUUUACAUUUUAGUCAUUUAGCAGACGCUCUUAUCCAGAGCGACUUAGUUAGUGAGUGCAUACAUUUUUAUACUGGCCCCCCGUGGGAAUCGAACCCACAACCCUGGCAUUGCAAACGCCAUGCUCUACCAACUGAGCUACACGGGACUAUAACACAUUGAUCCUUAUGUAACCCUAUGUAGUCCUGUGUAGCUAAAUGACUACCUGGGGUAUGUGUACCUUCUGUCUAUUCCCUAUAUAAUGCUUUUGACCAGUUACCAUUAGCCCCCCAAGGAAUUCAGCUAAAAUGAGAUGAAUUGAGGAAACCUGUUCCCAAGUAUUCCCUCAAAUAAAAUAAAAGAUGUCUCUCAAUGUAAUCAAGGUAUGAAAUGAUUGUCAUGUUCUUUUUGGGCUGAAUCUAGUUUCCUAUUCCUGAUACAGUAUAUUGCGACAUCAGAAUUUGAAAAUGUGAAAGCAGUUAGCUAGUCAUGUUUUUAUAUUCAUUUAACGGUCAAUAUUUUGUUUUGAAAAAUGUAAUCUGACCAAAGCACCGGUUCCAGUCCAGUACAGGAGGACUGGGGCCAGUAAUCUGACCAAAGCACCGGUUCCAGUCCAGUACAGGAGGAUUGGGGCCAGUAAUCUGACCAAAGCACCGGUUCCAGUCCAGUACAGGAGGACUGGGGCCAGUAAUCUGACCAAAGCACCGGUUCCAGUCCAGUACAGGAGGACUGGGGCCAGUAAUCUGACCAAAGCACCGGUUCCAGUCCAGUACAGGAGGAUUGGGGCCAGUAAUCUGACCAAAGCACCGGUUCCAGUCCAGUACAGGAGGACUGGGGCCAGUAAUCUGACCAAAGCACCGGUUCCAGUCCAAGUGCCAAUGCCAGGUGUUUACAUUUGUUGGAUGACAUGAAAAUAGAGCUCCCUGGCAACGCUCACCAGUGGUGGGUUUGGUGUGGAAAUGAGAAUGAAUGAGCAGAAAAUAACCCCAUACCUACUGUCAAAUAUGGUGCUGGAUCUUUGACGUUAUGGGGCUAUUUACCACUGGUCCUGGGGCCCUUGUUAAGGUCAACAGCAUCAUAAACUUUACCCACUACCAGGACAUUUUAUACAAAAACCUGGUUGCUUCUGCCAGGAGGCUGAAACUUGGCCGCAAGUGGAUCUUCCAGCAAGACAAUAACCUCAAGCACACAUUGAAAUCCACAAAGAAAUGGUUAAUUGGCCACAAAAUCAACAUUUUGAAAUGGCCAUCUUAGUCUCCAGACUUGAAACCCAAUGAAAACCUGUGGUUUGAAUUGAAGGGGGAAGUCCAUAAACGCAGACGAAGGAUAUCAAGGAUCUGGAAGGAUUCUGAAUGGUCGAAGCGCCUCCUAGUGUCUCCAACAUAAAACAUUGGAGAAAAGGGCUCCAUGCCGUUGUCCUCGCAAGGUGAGGUAUUGAAAACGGAUGUCAAUCAUUUUGACACUACCUUUUCUGAGCAUUUGUAUUAGUAUAAAAUAUAAUUUCCCUUUUUUUUUUUUUUUUGCGUACAAGACAAGCUCAGGCUAGCCUGAUUGUGGGUGUCAAGUGUGUGGCAUCGCUUUCUAUUGGCCGUGGAAUCAGCCAUAGCCUCCAGAACGUGUAAUGCUUCGAAAAAUAAAAGGAUGUUUCAUAAAUAUUCUGUUCACACGUUUUGCUUGAAUGCUCUUCAUGCAUCCAACCAUGAAAGACCCCUGUAACAGUCCCUGUAACAGUCCAGCAGGGUCAAAUGAUAAUCACAGUGGUUGUAGAGGGUGCAACAGGUCAGCACCUCAGGAGUAAAUGUCAGUUGAGCUCCGGUGCAUCCUGUUUCCAUUGAUCAUCCUUGAUGUUUCUACAACUUCAUUGGAGUCCACCUGUGGUAAAUUUUAAAUUUAUUGGACAUGAUUUGAAAGGCACACACCUGUCUAUAUAAGGUCCCACAGUUGACAGUGCAUGACAGCAAAAACCAAGCCAUGAGGUAGAAGGAAUUGUCCGUAGAGCUCCGAGACAGGAUUGUGUCGAGGCACAGAUCUGGGGAAGGGUACCAAAACAUUUCUGCAGCAUUGAAGGUCCCAAGACUCUUCCUAGAGCUGGCCGCCUGGCCAAACUGAGCAAUCGAGGGAGAAAGGCCUUGGUCAGGGAAGUGACCAAGAACCCGAUGGUCACUCUGACAGAGCUCCAGAGUUCCUCUGUGGAGAUUGGAGAACCUUCCAGAAGGACAACCAUCUCUGCAGCACUCUACCGAUAAGGCCUUUAUGGUAGAGUGGCCAGAUGGAAGCCACUCCUCAGUAAAAGGCACAUGACAGCCCGCUUGGAGUUUGCCCAAAGGCACCUAAAGGACUCUCUGAUCAUGAGAAACAAGAUUCUCUGGUCUGAUGAAACCAAGAUUGAACUCUUUGCCUGAAUGCCAAGCGUCACGUCUGGAGGAAACCUGGCACCAUCCCUACGGUGAAGCAUGGUUGUGGCAGUAUCAUGCAGUGGGGAUGUUUUUCAGGGACUGGGAGACUAGUCAGGAUCGAGGGAAAGAUGAACGGAGCAAAGUACAGAGAGAUCCUUGAUGAAAACCUGCUCCAGAGCGCUCAGGACCUCAGACUGGGGCGAAGGUUCACCUUCCAACAGGACAAUGACCCUAAGCACACAGCCAAGACAAUGCAGGAGUGGCUUCGGGACAAGUCUCUGAAUGUCCUUGAGUGGCCCAGCCAGAGCCCAGACUUGAAAACGAUCUAACAUCUCUGGAGAGACCUGAAAAUAGCUGUGCUGCGACGCUCCCCAUCCAACCUGACAGAGCUUGAGAGGAUCUGCAGAGAAGAAUGGAAGAAAGGUACACUUCAACUGAGACGGAAUCUAAAACAAAAAUCCAGAAAAUCACAUUGUAUGAUUUUAAAGUAAUUAAUUUGCAUUUUAUUGCAUGACAUAAGUAUUUGAUCACCUACCAACCAGUAAGAAUUCCGGCUCUCACAGACCUGUUAGUUUUUCUUUAAGAAGCCCUCCUGUUCUCCACUCAUUACCUGUAUUAACUGCACCUGUUUGAACUCGUUACCUGUAUAAAAGACACCUGUCCACACACUCAAACAGACUCCAACCUCUCCACAAUGGCCAAGACCAGAGAGCUGUGUAAGGACAUCAGGGAUAAAAUUGUAGACCUGCACAAGGCUGGGAUGGGCUACAGGACAAUAGGCAAGCAGCUUGGUGAGAAGGCAACAACUGUUGGCGCAAUUAUUAGAAAAUGGAAGAAGUUCAAGAUGACGGUCAAUCACCCUCGGUCUGGGGCUCCAUGCAAUAUCUCACCUCAUGGGGCAUCAAUGAUCAUGAGGAAGGUGAGGGAUCAGCCCAGAACUACACGGCAGGACCUGGUCAAUGACCUGGUCAAUGACCUGAAGAGAGCUGGGACCACAGUCUCAAAGAAAACCAUUAGUAACACACUACGCCGUCAUGGAUUAAAAUCCUGCAGCGCACGCAAGGUCCCCCUGCUCAAGCCAGCGCAUGUCCAGGCCCGUCUGAAGUUUGCCAAUGACCAUCUGGAUAAUCCAGAGGAGGAAUGGGAGAAGGUCAUGUGGUCUGAUGAGACAAAAAUAGAGCUUUUUGGUCUAAACUCCACUCGCCGUGUUUGGAGGAAGAAGAAGGAUGAGUACAACCCCAAGAACACCAUCCCAACCGUGAAGCAUGGAGGUGGAAACAUCAUUCUUUGGGGAUGCUUUUCUGCAAAGGGGACAGGACGACUGCACCGUAUUGAGGGGAGGAUGGAUGGGGCCAUGUAUCGCGAGAUCUUGGCCAACAACCUCCUUCCCUCAGUAAGAGCAUUGAAGAUGGGUCGUGGCUGGGUCUUCCAGCAUGACAACGACCCGAAACACACAGCCAGGGCAACUAAGGAGUGGCUCCGUAAGAAGCAUCUCAAGGUCCUGGAGUGGCCUAGCCAGUCUCCAGACCUGAACCCAAUAGAAAAUCUUUGGAGGGAGCUGAAAGUCCGUAUUGCCCAGCGACAGCCCCGAAACCUGAAGGAUCUGGAGAAGGUCUGUAUGGAGGAGUGGGCCAAAAUCCCUGCUGCACUGUGUGCAAACCUGGUCAAGACCUACAGGAAACGUAUGAUCUCUGUAAUUGCAAACAAAGGUUUCUGUAACAAAUAUUAAGUUCUGCUUUUCUGAUGUAUCAAAUACUUAUGUCAUGCAAUAAAAUGCAAAUUAAUUACUUAAAAAUCAUACAAUGUGAUUUUCUGGAUUUUUGUUUUAGAUUCCAUCUCUCGCAGUUGAAGUGUACCUAUGUUAAAAAUUACAGACCUCUACAUGCUUUGUAAGUAGGAAAACCUGCAAAAUCGGCAGUGUAUCAAAUACUUGUUCUCCCCAAUUUAUAUAUACAGGUAAAAGUCAGUAAAUUAGAAUAUUUUGAAAAAGUUGAUUUAUUUCAGUAAUUGCAUUCAAAAGGUGUAACUUGUACAUUAUAUUUAUUCAUUGCACACAGACUGAUGCAUUCAAAUGUUUAUUUCAUUUAAUUUUGAUGAUUUGAAGUGGCAACAAAUGAAAAUCCAAAAUUCCGUGUGUCACAAAAUUAGAAUAUUGUGUAAGGGUUACAUUUUGAAGACACCUGGUGCCACAAAAUAAUCAGCUGAUUAACUCAAAACACCUGCAAAGGGCUUUAAAUGGUCUCUCAGUCCAGUUCUGAAGCCUACACAAACAUGGGGAAGACUUCAGAUUUGACAGCUGUCCAAAAGGCGACCAUCGACACAUUGCACAAGGAGGGAAAGACACAAAAGGUUAUUGCAGAAGAGGCUGGCUGUUCUCAGAGCUCUGUGUCCAAACACAUUAAUAGAGAGGCAAAGGGAAGGAAAAACUGUGGUCAGAAAAAGUGUACAAGCGAUAGGGAUCACCGCGCCCUAGUCAAGAUUGUGAAAAAAAACCCAUUCAAAAAUGUGGGGGAGAUUCACAAGGAGUGGACAGCUGCUGGAGUCAGGGCUUCAAGAUCCACCACCAAGAGACGCUUGAAAGACAUGGGUUUCAACUGCCGCAUACCUCGUGUCAAGCCACUGUUGACCAAGAAACAGCGCGAAAAGCGUCUCACCUGGGCUAAGGAAAAAAAGAGCUGGACUGCUGCUGAGUGGUCUAAAGUCAUGUUUUCUGACGAAAGCAAAUUUUGCAUUUCCUUUGGAAAUCGAGGUCCCAGAGUCUGGAGGAAGACAGGAGAGGCACAGGAUCCACGUUGCCUGAAGUCUAGUGUAAAGUUUCCACCAUCAGUGAUGGUUUGGGGUGCCAUGUCAUCUGCUGGUGUCGGUCCACUCUGUUUCCUGAGAUCAAGGGUCAACGCAGCCGUCUACCAGCAAGUUUUAGAGCACUUCAUGCUUCCUGCUGCUGACCUGCUCUAUGGAGAUGGAGAUUUCAGGUUCCAACAGGACUUGGCGCCUGCACACAGCGCAAAAUCUACCCGUGCCUGGUUUACGGACCAUGGUAUUUCUGUUCUAAAUUGGCCAGCCAACUCCCCUGACCUUAGCCCCAUAGAAAAUCUGUGGGGUAUUGUGAAAAGGAAGAUGCAGAAUGCCAGACCCAACAACGCAGAAGAGUUGAAGGCCACUAUCAGAGCAACCUGGGCUCUCAUAACACCUGAGCAGUGCCAGAAACUCAUCGACUCCAUGCCACGCCGCAUUAAUGCAGUAAUUGAGGCAAAAGGAGCUCCAACCAAGUAUUGAGUAUUGUACAUGCUCAUAUUUUUCAUUUUCAUACUUUUCAGUUGGCCAACAUUUCUAAAAAAUCCCUUUUUUGUAUUAGCCUUAAGUAAUAUUCUAAUUUUGUGACACACGGAAUUUUGGAUUUUCAUUUGUUGCCACUUCAAAUCAUCAAAAUUAAAUGAAAUAAACAUUUGAAUGCAUCAGUCUGUGUGCAAUGAAUAAAUAUAAUGUACAAGUUACACCUUUUGAAUGCAAUUACUGAAAUAAAUCAAGUUUUUCAAAAUAUUCUAAUUUACUGACUUUUACCUGUAUACACACAGUGAGGGAAAAAAGUAUUUGAUCCCCUGCUGAUUUUGUACGUUUGCCCACUGACAAAAACAUGAUCAGUCUAUAAUUGUAAUGGGUUUAUUUGAACAGUGAGAGACAGAAUAACAACAACAACAAAAAUCCAGAAAAACACAUGUCAAAAAUGUUAUAAAUUGAUUUGCAUUGAUGAUGAAGAGGAAGGGACUGAAAUGGGUUCAAAGGCAGACCUCGUUCAGCACUAUUGAGACGACUUCGACAACCUGUGAAGAUGAUGUCAACCACAGAGAAGAGUCAAUGCCUCAAUACGGCUAUUAGCUAAAUGGUUCCACAGUAAGUUAUGUGUUGGAGUGCACUGUACAGCUUGGAGGUGCUGAGAGGGGAGUUCAGUUGGACUAGUAAUCUGAGUGGUUGGGGAGUCAUUGGUUAGCUUGGAGGUGCUGAGAGGGGAGUUCAGUUGGACUAGUAAUCUGAGUGGUUGGGGAGUCAUUGGUUUGUUCCCACCUUUACAAUUAUCUGUGAGCACAUGGAUCUAGAAUGGAAAAGUAGCAGUUCCUAGGGCCGAGACUACUGUACAUUCAGCUAGUAGUUCCUGGGGCUGAGACUACUGUACAUUCAGCAGGCAGGUAAUAACAUCCAGGCAGUCAGUAACCAGGCAGGCCAUACUGUCCAGUCAGUCAGUAACCAGGCAGGCAAUAACGUCCAGGCAGUCAGUAACCACGCAGGGACUCCGCAACAGUCAGUAGGCAGGCAGUCGGUAAUCAGCUAAGUACCCUAAUCCUCCUAGCAGGCUAAAGUCUUGCUUGACCUCCAGCUAUAUACAGCCUGUGAUAACAGCAUUAAAUGGUAACACCGCUCCCGACUCGCUCCUGGCUCGCUCUCAGCUCCCAGAAGCCAUUGCCAGUCGCUACGGCAACUUUUCAGCUGUGACUUCGGCUCCUCCUUCUGGUGUGUCUCCUCCUCUUCCUCCACCUCCUCCUCUUCCUCCUCCUCCUCUGUGUGCCUCUUCUUCCUCCUCCUCCUCCCUGUGUGUCUAAUUUGAGUUAUUUUAAUUGAUCAUUGGUAGCACUGUGAGGUGGGUUGAGCAGUAUAAAACGGGGUCCAGUUCUGUGAUGUGGGUUGAGCAGUAUAAAACAGGGUCCAGUUCUGUGAGGUGGGUUGAACAGUAUAAAACAGGAUCCAGUUCUGUGAGCUCAUCGCAGAAAGGAGGUGAAAUGGAUUAUGGGUUAUAUGUGGAGACUUAGCAGACAAAUAUAAUAUUUGUAUGGCAAUGUAACGAUGGGUUCUAGUGCCUCUCUUUUUCUCUCUCGCAGUGUGCCACGGUGCUCAAUUUAUGUGGCCUGCACGGCUGGUUGGCUCUCUCCCCUAAUUACCCCUAAUUGGUGCCAUCAGCGUCGGGGUGCCCAGCCCAGGUACUCCCAGCAGAGGGAGCCAACGUCACGGCACGUACCUCCCCUCUAUCACCAACCCCCGGGGUAGACGGGAUACCACACCAUGUUUAUCUCCAGCUGGUGGUUUAACUGUAGUAAGAGACGGUGGCCAAGAUCACAUUAGGGAGUGUUGUUUCUUACCUAAUGUUGUUGUCAUAGUGCAGCCUACUGAACCAUUUGGCCAAUAUAGGAUUAUUAUUUACAUCUAACUGCUGUUCCAUGAUUACAUUGAAUUUAUUUUAUUGAUAUGCAAUGAAAAUAUUGGUCAAAUGCUACACAGCCUCCAGUUAUAAUUCUAUAACUUGCUAUAAGCUUGUAUGAGCCUUUCUAAAGUAUUGUAACAAGGCUUAUAAUGUGUUAUGUCUCUCUAUGCAGUGUUAUUGAAGUCCAAACUCUAGAUACUUCACUGCAUAAGUACUUCCUCCCCUCUCAUCUGUAUGUUAUUUCUGUACUGAACAGUGUCACUGUGUGUGUGGCAGUACUGGCUGAAUUUGGCCUUAACCCAGUGCUGUAGCUCUUCUUGUUUACCGGUUUCCCUGCCUGAGAGCCUGGGAGCCUGGAGCCUGGGAGCCUGGGAGCCUGGAGCAUGGAGCCUGGGAGCAUGGAGCCUGGGAGCAUGGAGCCUGGGAGCAUGGAGCCUGGGAGCAUGGAGCCUGGAGCAUGGAGCCUGGGAGCAUGGAGCCUGGAGCCUGGGAGCCUGGGAGCAUUGA